Molecule: messenger RNA, 1350 nt
Organism: Penicillium alfredii
Lineage: Eukaryota; Fungi; Ascomycota; Eurotiomycetes; Eurotiales; Aspergillaceae
Product: SHNi-TPR domain-containing protein
Exons: 2
Coding region: 1-1350 (449 amino acids)
Biological process (GO): CENP-A containing chromatin assembly; DNA replication-dependent chromatin assembly
Cellular component (GO): nucleoplasm
Molecular function (GO): histone binding
Source: RefSeq, a predicted model, not a curated record
AUGGCUGAUGAUUCUGCGACACCAGAAAUUACAUCUCCCACGACAAGCAAACGAGAUCAGCUCGAUGAUCUCAUCACGCGAGCUGCCGCGAAGGAUGCGACCAAGGACCACAACUCUGCUUCAGAGCUAUACUCUCAAGCUACUGAGCUGCAGGCUGAGCUCAAUGGUGAACUGUCGUCUGACAACGCUGAUCUACUCUAUGCCUACGGAAAAUCUCUCUACAAUGUGGCCGUGAGCAAAAGCGAUGUGCUUGGAUCCAAGGUGGCCGGGGAGCCACAAGUGCAGCCCAGCAGUGCACCUUCUGCAAAUGCUAAAUCUGCCGGGUCAACACCCGCCGGUGACAAUCUGGCCAAGGACGCAAUUACAAGCGCGAUGGCCAAAAAUGCCACCUCCACCAAGGGCGAGAGCACCGACUCAGAAGCCACGCAAUCCAAGCCAUAUUUCCAGUUUACUGGCGAUGAAAACUUUGUCGACUCCGACUCGGAGGAGGAAAAUGGAGAACUGGCCGGCGAUGAGGAUGAAGACGAUUUUGCCAAUGCCUUCGAAGUCCUGGAUUUGGCCCGUAUUCUUUAUCUUAAGAAGCUGGACAUCGUGGAGGAAAGUCAGCAAGGGAAAGGGAAAUCGACCGAGUUACCGGGGGACGUGAAGCACAUCAAAGAACGACUGGCAGACACUUACGAUCUCCAGGCCGAGAUCUCGCUAGAAGCAGAAAGGUUCAACGAUGCGGUCACUGAUUUGAGAACUGCUCUCGAUCUGAGAUACGCCCUCUUUCCGUUUGAAGACCCUUCAGUUGCCGAGUGCCACUACAAGCUCUCCCUAGCUCUCGAAUUCGCAUCAGUUCAUCGGCAGGAUGAAGGGGAGGAAGACAGCGAAGAAGGAAACAAGGUGGAUGAAGAGAUGAGAAAGGAGGCUGCAAGCCAGAUGGAACGUGCCAUUGAGAGUUGCAAGGUUCGGAUGACUCAAGAAGAAAAGAAACUCGGGGUUGAGCAACACAUGGACGAGGACAAGGCGACGGCUGCGAAAAGGAAGAUCGCCAAUGUCAAGGAAAUCAUCGCCGACAUGGAGCAAAGACUCAUCGAUCUUCGCCGGCCACCGGUUUCCAUUGAGCAAAAAGACCAAGGCAGUGAAGCUAUGCUGAAAGGCAUCCUCGGUCAGAUUGUCGGCCAGUCACCGACAGAUCAGAAGGCUCGGCUUGAUGCAGUUACCAAGGAGGCUACAGACUUGUCUGGCUUGGUCAGGCGGAAACCUGCAAACCAAGCCGCCCAACAAGUUGCCUCGAAAAGACCGGCAGAAGAUACAGACGCGGAAAAUGACUCGAAACGCGCGCGAGUGGAUGAUGCUUCGUCGUGA